Messenger RNA from Dioscorea cayenensis subsp. rotundata (Guinea yam), 3385 nucleotides. Its product is annotated as FT-interacting protein 3. The record is from RefSeq and is a predicted model, not a curated record. Lineage: Eukaryota; Viridiplantae; Streptophyta; Magnoliopsida; Dioscoreales; Dioscoreaceae.
GACUGCUUUUUCCUGUAAGUCUAGUUCCGGCCCUGAUUUUUCAACUAAAUUUUUUUCAAAUUGCUCGCCGGAGAGUGUUCAAAUUAGGUGCAAAAAGCUAGGGAUUUCGCCGGGAUUAAUGGCGGAAGGGGGAGGGAGGAAGGUGUUGGUGGAGGUGAGCAAUGCGCGGAACCUGAUGCCUAAGGAUGGGCAGGGUACGGCGAGUGCUUAUGCUAUUGUGGAUUUUGACGGCCAGCGACGGCGGACGAAGACUAAGCUUCGGGAUCUCAAUCCCCAGUGGGAUGAGCGUCUCGAGUUCUUUGUUCAUGAUCCUGAGUCUAUGGUUUCUGAGACGCUAGAGAUCAAUGUCUACAAUGAUAAGAAGACUGGGAAGAAGGGUACCUUCUUGGGAAAAGUGAAGAUCUCCGGCUCAAGCUUCGCGAAAUUGGGGUCGGAGAGUUUGAUCUACUACCCGUUGGAGAAACGAAGCGUGUUCUCGCAGAUCAAGGGGGAGAUCGGUGUCAAGGUUUGGUAUGAAGACGAGGCGCCGCCGCCGGCGACGGAGGGAGAGGCUCCUGCUGCAUCGAAACCCGAUGAGGCGGCUGCCACCGAUGAGAAGAAAACAGAGGAGAAAGAGAAGAAGCCAGAGGACGAGAAGAAAGGAGAAGAGGAUAAGAAACCUGAAGAGAAGCCGGCGGCGGCGGAGGAGAAGAAGGCACCUCCGGCGGAUGCGAAGCCCGAGGAGGCGAAACCGAAGGAGGAGAAGCCAGCGCCCGCCGCAGAUUCAACGGUGGUGUUGGCCCCGCCUCCGCCACCUCCGCCGCCAUCACCGGCGAAGGAGCCAGCAAGCCCUGGUUUCACCGACCUCGAGCUCCGGCCACCAAGCAGCGAUCGCGCCACCACCAGCUCUUACGAUCUCGUGGAUCGCGUGCCCUAUCUCUUCGUCCGCUUCUUAAGAGCCAAGCGCGAUCCGAGCACCGACCGGUCAAUCUUCGCCAAAGCGGUGAUCGGGAGUCACACCGUCCGUACGAGGGCCGUCAAAUGCUCGGACUGGGAUCAGGUCUUCGCAUUCCACAAAGCGAGCCUCAACUCGACGGCGCUGGAUGUGUCCGUUUGGGAGGAGACGGAAGAGAAGAAGGAGGAUGGGACUACGGUCACCGCCGAGGUAAGCUUAGGCUCCGUCUCCUUUGACUUGCAGGAAGUCCCCAAGCGUGCUUCACAGGACAGCCCACUCGCUCCACAGUGGUACAAUCUUGAAGGCCCCGCGGAGGAGAUUACCGGGAAUGAUGUUAUGCUGGCCGUUUGGGUGGGGACCCAAGCCGAUGAGGCCUUCCAAGAGGCGUGGCAAUCGGAUUCGGGCGGGCUCAUCGUCCAUACCCGAUCCAAGGCUUAUCUUUCUCCCAAACUGUGGUACUUGAGAUUGACGGUGAUCCAGACGCAAGAUCUCAGACUACCGACCUCGAGUUCGGAUCUCAAAGCACGAGAGCUCUACGUGAAGGCCCAGCUCGGCGGGCAGGUUUUUAAAACGGUCAGGGUCUCAAUGGGUUCGGCAGCGAGCUCCGCUAACCCGAGUUGGAACGAGGACUUGGUGUUCGUUGCAGCGGAGCCGUUUGAUCCUUUCCUCACGGUUGGGGUCGAGGACGUUACCGCGGGGCAGCAAGUGGGUCAGGCGCGGGUCCCACUGUCGAGCAUUCACCGGCGCAUCGAUGACCGCGCCGAGCCGCCGUCUCGUUGGCUGAAUUUAUCCGGCGACGAAGCCCGCCCAUACGCCGGCCGUGUCCACGUCAGAGUCUGCCUGGAGGGUGGGUACCACGUGCUCGACGAAGCCGCGCACGCGGCCAGCGACGUCCGUGCAGCAUCGAAGCAGCUCUCGAAGCCAGCCAUCGGCUCACUCGAAGUCGGCGUUCGCGGCGCAUCCAACCUGAUCCCAAUGAAAGUAGCCAAAGACGGUUCCAGUGGUUCCACAGACGCGUACGUCGUGCUCAAAUACGGCCCCAAAUGGGCUCGCACCCGCACCAUCCUCGACCAAUUCAAUCCACAUUGGAACGAGCAGUACGCCUGGGACGUCUUCGACCCAUGCACCGUCCUCACCGUCGCCGUCUUCGACAACACCCGCUUCAAACCAUCCGACGAAAAUAAACCCCCACGUGAUGCCAAAAUCGGCAAAGUCCGAAUCCGAUUAUCCACACUCGAUACCAACCGUGUUUACACAAACACAUAUCCACUAAUCACAAUCCACCCAACCGGCGCAAAGAAAACCGGCGAACUAGAGCUCGCAAUCCGUUUCACAUGCUUCUCUUUCCUAAGCCUAAUCCAAGCCUACGGCACACCCAUGCUACCACGAAUGCACUACAUCCAUCCACUCAGUCCGGCGCAACAAGACAUGCUCAGACACACAGCAGUCCGAAUCGUAUCCACACGGCUAGCUCGAUCGGAGCCACCACUAGGUCCCGAAGUCGUGCAACACAUGCUCGACACGGAUGCGCACGCGUGGAGCAUGAGGCGGAGUAAAGCCAACUGGUUCCGAGUCGUGAGUUGUCUCUCAGGAGUCGCGGCACUGGCUCGUUGGGCGCACGGUGUGCGCACCUGGGUGCACACUCCGACCACAAUGCUCGUCCACGUCCUGGUAACCGCCAUGGUGCUCUGCCCGCACAUGAUCCUUUCCACGGCCUUCGUCUACUUGUUCUUUGUCCUCACAUGGAAGUACAGAGGAAGAGCACGUGGGCCAGAGGGAGUUGACGCACGGCUCUCGCACGUGGACGGUGUGGGCGCGGAUGAGAUCGAUGAGGAGCUCGAUGGGUACCCGAGUGGGCGCACAGCCGAGAUCGUGCGAGCCAGAUAUGAUAGGCUAAGAGCGCUUGCAGGCAGGGGACAAGUGUUGCUUGGUGACGUGGCAGCACAAGGGGAGAGAAUUGUGGCGUUGAUGACGUGGAGGGACACGAGGGCAACGGGGAUAUUUGCGGCGGUGUGUUUACUCGCGGCGAUGGUUUGUUAUGUGGUGCCGUUUAAGGUGAUGGGUUUGGGGAUGGGGUAUUACUAUCUACGUCACCCGAGGUUCCGAGGUGAUAUGCCACCGGCGCCGUUUAACUUUUUCCGGCGAUUGCCGUCGUUUGGCUGAUAGGAUUAUCUAGCCUAGCCGUUGGGGUUUGUUGGUUGUUGAUGUUUUGGUUUGGUUUUUAAGGUUGUUGAUUAAUAUUAAUUAUGUUAAUUUAUUUUUUAAUUUGUUGUUGUGAGUGCUAAUAAGAAAGUAAUGAUUUGACCGUUGUGUUGUGGGGUUCCGAAGGAGAAGAUUGUGUGGACCAUUGCGCUUGCUUGAAUGACCGUCUUCCUUUUGUUUCUUUAAUUGGUUAUAUUGAUUAUAUAUAUGAUUGAUCAUAUCAGGUAGUGGAAAUGUCAAUUUAUUUGA